GCAUGCGUACUGCUUGUUUUCCCGCAUGCUCAAGUGUUAUGGCUCUUUCAAGCCAAUUAUCGACGACAUUGGCGUCUACAUUCUAAGCGGAGUAUACAGCUUGAUUUCUCAACUUUUGGUGUAUAAUAUACUCAAGAACAAUCACGAGAUUUGUGUUUUGUUUUUAUUAAUAAUUAAUCUGGUAAAAUAAUUAAUUAAUGGAUUAUUACCGUUUUCGAUUUCUUAGUAAAUUAAUAUUUUUCUUGCUUCCCUCCCUUUUCCCACCAAUACUACAGUACAGUGCUAUUAAAUUAAGUAAUAUUUAUUAUUAUUACAUUUACUGGUGUGUGCUGAGUAUGCACUUAGUAUUUUUAAGUCAUUAGAGAUAUAUAUUAAUAGAAUGUAUUUCAUGCAAAGAACAUUUUACUUAUCAUAUAGGAUUUAGGCUUAGGCCUAGGUAGAGACUACCUACACCAGGCCUACUUUUUAUUUAUUUAAUUUAGCCUAAUUAAAUUAUAAAUUUUAGUUUAGGUUGAAGUUUAUUAAAACUAAAACAUCAAUUAUUAUUACCCCUGUCUGCUCCUGCUACCCUGGUCACAUUCUCAUCUAGAAUCCUACUCCUAGUCUUAGCAAGUCUUACUUACCUUUCAUCUUCUUACUCUUCAAGAGGCUCUUGUCUUGUCUUAUAUUUAUAUUAUAAUGAAUUUAAUGAAACAUAUGCCUAGUUUAUCAUUAUGAUCAAAUGAUCUUAACUUAGUUUAUAAUUAGAAGGCCUUAAACUUAAAGUUUACAUUUUUACUAAGGCUUAAGAUUUAAUGCAUAUGAGUUAGGGUGGAAAAUAUUUCCGAGGCUAUUAUUGCCAGCAUUUCAUGUUUUGGUUUAGUUCUGCAUUAUUUAGAUUGUGACCUACUACUCACAAACAUAGAGACUAAUUUGUCAAAGUCAAUGACAAUGAAUCCUGUCACUGUUACUCCUGUAAAUAAAUCUAUCACAAAUUCGCAGAGUAUGUUAUUUAACAUUACUAUUAGGCCUAGUAAAAUUGUUGGCAAUCCUCCGAAGACCGGUCCCAAAUUAUUUCGUAUGAAAAAAAUUGCAAUGCACAUUGUCUAUUGUUAGAAAACAGCAGAAAUGUCAGUCAUGGCUUUUGCAAAUAACUGUCAGUUUACAAACCAGUCAGUAAACACUAAAUAUUGUAUUUGUAAUUGGCACAUAACAUUUGCAAAUAGCAGCCGAAAACGUUCUGCUUGUGACUGUUGCGCCACUGAAGGCUCCAAGUAGCUGGCAAACAGACCACCACUAGUACCACUCUGAUAGCAGAGUUUACGUUUCGCUUGCAUCCAAAGUUCUUCAAUAAUUUAUGUGUGAAUGUCCUGGUCUACUGGAUCAACAAAUUCAUGCGCAUUCACAAUGACAGCGUGAGCAUAAAUCUCGUUGUUGAGCUGACCGAAAUUUUCAUAUCCUCCCCCUUCGUCCGUGACGAUAGCUGUCCCUGGUAACACAUGAUUAGUGAUAAUGCGCUCUAGUGUUUGUGCAUCUCGACGGCCGACAACCUCCAUCCAACAUCGUCCACAGCCGCAAAAAUGAAUUUCAAAACAGAAUGAUGCCCAAGACUUUUAAGUUAGGAGUAAUUAUUGGAAAUAAUUUGGGACCGGACUUCGGAGGAUUGCCAAAUUGUCAAUCAAAAACAAAUAACUUAGAACAUUGCAGCGCAAAAUAUAUUGAAAUGGGCUUAUCAUGUAGGUUACACUACACCUUGGCCUUACUAUUGUCAUUUUAUCUGGACAUUUUUUAUUGUUUGUAUGUUGACAAUGUUGUUUUAGGGAUUUUCUUAAAUCAUUUUAAUUGAUUAAUCAACAUUUUUGAUUUGACAAGAUCUUACACUUUAUGUUAGCAGACAUGUCUGAGGAAACGAAUUCCACAAAAGCAGAGUCAGUUGAUGUAAAGCCCCUGAUUUCUGGCUCUGCUUCAAAUACAACUACAACAACUUCACAAAGCUCAGGAGGUGGUGGUACAACAAAGUCAAGUUCACAGAGCCUGGUAUAAAUGACUCUAUAAUUAGCAGACUAUUUGAUUUUACAAACACUUUACUUUUACCUAAAUUAUUUUUGAGUUUCUUUCCUUGCUUAUCUUAUGAUCUUUAUCAAAGAAAUCUUUUUUUAAUACUUGAUAUAGGCCUAAUUAUUCGCAGUUGUAUGUGUUGAAUUUAAAUCUAACGCAUAUUAUGUGGGAAUCUGCUUCUUUUUUAAAAUCAUCCAUAACACGUUUUUCAAAAUAUUUUCACAGAAGCCCAAUUACUCCUUGAAAUUUACACUUGCUGGUCACACUAAAGCGCUAUCCUCUGUCAAGUUUAGUCCAAAUGGAGAAUGGCUGGCCAGUUCUUGUAAGUUUGUAUAAUUCACUUUAUCUAAUUUAGGAUGUCAUAUAUCAUUAUUGCUGUUCUGUAAUAAACAGAGAACAAUCCCAUCCUUUCUGUUUAUUCCGCCAUUAAAUUCGUGUACGCCAUUAGUGUUGUCUUGAAAACGCUAAAUAUUCCUUUUCUGAAGGUUUCAAAGUGAAAGGGUUAAAGUUGUGUUAAUAUUUGUAACUGUCUCAUUCAGCUGCUGAUAAACUCAUCAAGAUCUGGGGUGCAUACGAUGGAAAAUUUGAGAAGACAAUAUCCGGUCAUAAGUUGGUGAGAAUAAUAAUUCAGUGAAUAGAUAAAUAAUAUAUCUGAUAACUUAAGCAAUGAAAUUCAUUAAUGAUUAUAGACAAUUAUAUUAUUCCAUAGUUUAAAUUAAAAAUUUAAGAUACUUACAUAAUGUUGCAUUUUAAAUUACUGAGAAUUAAUAUCAUCUACAGGGUCUAAGUGAUGUGGCGUGGUCAACAGAUAGCAAGUUAUUGGUCAGCGCAUCAGAUGAUAAAACACUUAAAAUAUGGGAUUUUGCUACCGUUAGUAGUUACAUUUUUGCAACACUUUUUUAAAUAGUUAAUUUUGGUUCUGUUUUUGAUUUUCUUAUUUACUAACUAUGUCAUUUGUAUCCUCUGUUUCAAUGAAAAUCAAUAUGGUAGGCAAAAUAAAAUAAAAAUUUUUUUUUUUUUUUUUUUUUUUUUUUUUUUUUUUUUUUUUUUUUUUUUUUUUUUUUUUUUUUUUUUUUUUUUAAAUUUUAGAUGCUUUAUUUUCUUUUUUUUUCUUCAUAAAUAUUCUUAACAGUUUUUAAGAUCGAUCAAUUUAAAUGAAAUAUAGAUUUUACAUGUCAAAUAAGUUGGAUUUAAAUUUGAAAACAGUAGUACCUCAAGCAUUCGCGUUUCCGAAUUUGCAAAAAUUUAAUUGGAACCUAACUAAUUUGCUUUCGCAGAUAUGCGAAAUUAAAAAAAUCCUGAAAAAACCCUGCAGAAAUUUUUUUUUUUAAUGAUUAAUUUUGAAGUAAUUUAUACAUAUUCAAACUUUUAAGUGUAUAAUCGGUAAGAAAAAUUGUGCUAAUUAAAAUGCUAUAAUAUGUUUUCUUAAGGGGUAGUCAAAAACUUUUGAUUUCCUAUGAAACGUUCCUUUUUAUGUUAAGUACUGUGUUGAUGUGAUAACCGUUUGAAUAGUUUAUUCCCUUUGGAAUACUAAUGGUUACAUAAUGAUUUGAACAUAACCUAUUUAAUUUACUAUUUUGUAGUAGUAAAUGACAACGUAAAUUCUACACAAAAAAUAUAAAUUUUCUUCUAGUGAUCAUUAGAAUGGAUACUGUAUUGUGUAUGGGCGAUGACAAAGGCACCAUGAUGACGCCAUUGAGUAGCCAAUCACACAGCAGGGUACCAGCUUUCCUUCUUGCUGAUUGGUUUUAGCUCAGAUUUUUUGUGUAUAAGUGAAGCAGCGGUCCAUUCUUCCAUAUCAGUUAAAUAUGCAGAUGUUGAUAAGUUUUUUUUUUAGGUGUCAAACAUUUUUUAAAAAAAAAGUGUAAUGUGUUACGCUAACUUCUAAAUGGAAUUAACGUGCUUUUGGAGCUUGAUUUGUGUAUUUUUAGGAGAUUAAACUCUAGAAAUAAGCAUAUAUUAGCAUUUUUAGUGACUCGUACCAAACAUUAUUGUUUCCCCUGAUCCGCUACAUGUUCUAGAACUUAAAUUCGCGAAUUUUCGAUCGAGGUAUUACUGUAUUACACAAGCUCUCUUUUUAUCAUGCUUACCUGCUAUAUUAUUUUCAGGGCAAGUGCUUGAAAACCCUAAAAGGCCACAGCAACUAUGUUUUCUGCUGUAAUUUUAAUCCACAAUCUAAUCUUAUUGUUUCUGGUUCAGUAAGUGUUUUUAUUAAUUAAGAUUAUUUGGGGUCAAAUAAGGAUAUAUUAUUGUAGAAGAUUCAUCUUAAAGUUACACAGCAUGCAUUUUCUCAUUUUAAAAAUUUUUUUUGUUGGAAUGUAAUUUCAAUAAAUUCAAUUUAAUCCAGAGAUAUCGAGUUAGGGGAGACAUUUUGCCAGUGUUGGGCUUUUAAAUAACAGAAGAAAAAACAUCCAGUAUUGAAGUCAGUAAUUGUCAGAGCAUGAAUAUAUAUUUAGUUUCCAUAAAGUAAAUAUUGUUUCUAAAGUUUAUUUUCCAAUUUUUGGCUUUUGAUCCUAGAGUCCAACACAGGGGGAGCAAAUAUUUAUGCUUGAUUAAUUAAUUUCAUUCUUGAACAGUUUGAUGAAAGUGUGCGGAUAUGGGAUGUGAAAACUGGAAAAUGUUUAAAGACUUUACCAGCCCAUUCAGAUCCAGUAACUGCUGUGAGUACAAAUGUUCAUGUGAUUGUGAAUACUGAUGUAUAUAUAUUUGAAUAUUUAAAAUCUUUUAAAAUGAGCAGAGAUGACUUGGUAAUGUAAAAUGGGAAUAUGGCAUUUUAUUUCUACAAAAUUUCGAUCUUGUGCUCAAUAAUCUUUAUAAAAUAUUAAACAAAACUUGAAAUUAAAUUUGCCAUCUUAAUUAAACCACAAUCACUAGUAUUGUUAACAAUUAUCGUCUGUUUUUGUUUAAAAAUUGUUUUUAUUUAUUUUGCAAAUUGGUGUUGGAUUUUAAUAUUUUGGUAAUUUUAAAUUGAACUUUACAAAAAUCCCCAAAUCUUGAAAAAUUGAUUGAAUAACCCGCUUAUCAGCUUUUAAUGGAUAUGGACAGUACCAGUAUUAUAAUAGUAAACAAUCAGGAGUGAUGUCCCGUAGAAAUCAAUGUGUACAUUUAUCAAAGUUGUAGUGCCAUGUCUCAUAUCAUGGCUCAUUUAUCAAAGUUGUAGUGCCAUGUCCCAUGUCAUGGCUCAUUUUUCAAAGUUGUAGUCCCAUGUCUUGGCUUGACGAUGACAUGUAAGAAUGUAGACCCACGGGAGUACUAUUUUUAACCACAUCACUACCUUUUAGUAAUAUUUGCCUUUUUUAUCCUGCAGGUUCAUUUUAAUAGAGAUGGAUCUCUGAUAGUAUCAAGUAGCUAUGAUGGUCUAUGGUAAUAAUUUUAAUUGUAGAAUCUUGAACAGUGUAUUCUGUGUGAUUUAAGCAGUUUUUUAACUGAAAUAAGGAAUAACCUAAGAAUUGACUUUGCUUAUCUGAAUCAAACCAUCACCAACAGCUGUUGAGUCACAAGCAACAAAAUCAAUUAGAAUUUGUUAGAUAUCUAAGAUUUUAGUCAUUCUAAAACUAACUUUAAAUAAAAUUUAAUGUUGCACUGCAUCAAAACACUAUAAAUAUAGUAUCAGCUAAUAGAACACAAGCAAUAAGUAUGAUCAAAACACCCGUGAGUUUAAGCAAGUGUCUAAGGAAAUACUAAUUAAUAUCACAAAAAGCAUCCCUUUUUUUUCCCAAUAAUUCAUUUUCAGUAGUAUUCAAUAAAAAUUUAGCCAAACAUAAUUUCGGAGCUUCAUAUUAAAGUAGUCGACAUUCUUCUUUGAUCAAUUACAACUUUAUCCAUUAUUAAUUUUCAUUGAUUUUGUUAAGCUUGAUUUUUCAUUAUAUUUUUAAAAAAAACUAUUUGUGGGAACUUGGGGUAAAUGACAAUACCUUUUAAUUGGGCCAAUGAACCUCAACCUGUUGUAUUGUAUUUAGUGUGAAUUAUUUUUUAAAACAACAUUAAAAAUCCCUAUACAUUUUUCAGUCGUAUCUGGGACACAGCAUCGGGGCAGUGUUUAAAAACCCUAAUGGGUAAGUUCUUCUUGAUUCUUCCCUCCUUUUAAUUUCAGGAAUUUAAAAAAUUUUAAUCAGUGUUUGAUCAUCUCUGGAAAAAUUUAGUCUUUUUCCCUUCAGUAAAUCUUAUGCCUGUUGUUUAUCUCUAUAUUAUGUUUUACUGAAUUUUAUUUUUUAAAUACUCAACACUGGUUUAUUAUGUAUGAUUGCUCAAAAGAUUACAUUUAAUAAUCUCUUUCGAAAAUGUUUUUACUAUAUACAUAAUUAUGAAAUAAAAAUGCACAAAAAAAUUGCUACUCUUCAGAUGAUGAUAACCCUCCUGUUUCAUUUGUCAAAUUUUCUCCUAAUGGCAAAUAUAUCCUUGCAGCUACUCUUGAUAAGUAAGUUCUUAACCCUAUAACUGUCAACAAAUUUCUGUAGCGUCAAGCCAUUUUUAGUAAUUUCAUUUGCUGGUCAAAAAUUCAAGACUAAAUGAAUUCAGAGACCCUUACAAGUAUACAUUUUCUGAAAGUAAAUUGGACAACGUAUCUUAUGGUAUGAAAAGAAUGUAUUUCUACAUUAUGUAUGUUGAUAUUGACCUUGACGGUAACUGUAUGAGUAAAAUUUUACUACUUAACUUCUGAAUUCAACCCACCAUAAAUACUCCAUAAAUUGUUCAAACAAUUUAUAGUUACUUAUAUGGAAAAUUGUGAAAUUGGUGAAUUUUUUCAUUCACUGCCUUCAAAUUUAUGUUAUACAAAGGGAAAGACACAAAAUGAGUUCAAAAAUUCCUUUUCAUUUGAAGUUAUUAAAUCCAUUUUUUAUUAAUUAAUUCUCCAGAACAUAAACAAACAUAAAUAUCUUAUGGGUAGAUCUUCGUGAUCAAAUCUGUAUUUUUCUGUUCGAUUUCCACCGUUUCCCAAACGAAUUUGUAACAAUACGACUAAGCUUAGGGAUAAAAUUCUGACUCUUAUUUCGACAUCACCGCUAGAGCCUAUGCUGUCAUUACUUGCACAUGGAAUAUCUCUGAUAUCUUUGCUUUCAUUUUAAUAUCUUUUAAAUAAUUCCAAUAAAUUCUGGGUUAAUUUUGAUAUCCCAAUCUCCCGCAUCAGACAUUGUGGCGGUGAAAACAUUUGAGAAAAUUUUAUACCCGAUUAAUCACAAAGAAGUCCCUGAUUAAAGCAUGUACUUACGCUGAAAGUAACAGAUAUAGGAAGCAAACAUGUUUAUAGAGAGCGAUAUCCCUUAAACAAUAUACAUUAGAAUCAAUUCGCAUUUUUAAUGAUGAUCUUGCUAUCGGCCGCGACACCACAGAAAGGGGUAUAAUGGCAGAUCAUUGGCCGUUAUAACAUUUAUAGGGUUAAACAUUUCAAUAUUAAACAUAAAAAACGUAUAAUCAAUUUAUAAUUUAGAGGCUGUCAGUUUUUGCGAUUUCAUUUCUAUUUACAAGUUGAAUUAUUCUUAUCUUCUCUGGUAUAUUUUUUCAAGUAGCUGCAUUGAUGGAUUUUACUUAACUGCACUGAAGUAAUUGAAGCACUUUAUUUAGGAUUUUAAAAAUAUUACAUACUUAAUAUAUUUUAUUUCACUUAACAAUUUUUUAUGUAUGAUUGGCCAUUGAAUUAUUAUUUUGUUUUCUAACUUCAGCACACUGAAACUGUGGGAUUAUUCUAAAGGAAAGGUAAUUCAUUAAAAGUUGCCAAAUGUUUACCCAUUAUAAGUUAAUUUUUUGGGACAAUCUGUUAUGCAAUAUAAUUAUAAUGACUCAAAACACAUGUAAGUUUUGAAUUUGUAUGUAAUGCAGGCAUUUUCACAAUGCUUACGUUCAUGGAAAAGUCUUUUUUCUAAUUCCUAUUCAACAGUUUUGUUUAUUAUGAACUUUGUGUUUUUAUAUAUUUCCUCAGUGUUUAAAGACAUACCUGGGCCAUAAGAAUGAAAAAUAUUGUGUUUUUGCAAACUUUUCAGUCACAGGAGGAAAGGUAUGUACCGGUAAAGGUUUUUGAUUACCUUAUAAAGUUUGCUAACAGCAUACACAUAUAAUAUUUAUAAUUUAAACCUACAAAAAAAAAGACCAUUUUAAGUGGUAACGUCUUUGUCUUUUUCCAGUGGAUUGUCUCGGGUUCAGAAGACAAUAUGGUUUAUAUCUGGAACCUGCAAACAAAAGAAGUUGUUCAAAAGUUAGCUGGCCACACAGGUAAAACCCAUGUAGACUAGAGAAUUAUAGCAUAAUUCACACAUUUUAUACGAAGGUGGAUAAAUGGCUGCCUUCAUGCUAAACAGUUAUUCGUCUCAAGAAUUAAGGUGUUCUCUCAAUGACUGUGGUACAAGUCCAUACAAAAAUAGACCAAUGUAAGCAGUACAGCAUGCAAAGAAUAUCUAGGAUGAAAUACGAAGGCCAACCUUGAGUGUGCUGUAAUCAACUGUUAUUAUCUGAUCAGUAUUAUUUUGGGCAUUAUUUUUUUUUUAGUUUGAUGAAUAUAGUAUAACAGAUAAGAUUAUUGCUUCUCACUGCAUGGCUAACAACUUGCUAUGUAACUCUCAAAUAGUCUUGGUUUUCUGCCAUUUUUUUUUUCUCCCUUAUUAGCUACCUUUUCAAUCUUGCUUGUUCAAUGAAGAACAUAGCAGUAAUAACAUGUUAUAUAUCAUUGGAUUCAGAAUUCAAUGAUCUGUUAUUUGAUGCCAAUUAUUGGAUCACAGUUAAUUAAGGUUUUGAUUUAUGGUCGAAAGAUUAGAUUUUUUGGUGUGCAAAAUUUUUACAAAAAUUGUCUUUCCAGCAAUUUUAACAACCCUUUUAUUAAUGACACUUUUAAAAAUGCAUUCCAAAAAUGUAAAAUAAAUACAACUUAAAAAAUGGAGUUCUUUUCUUAAAGAAAAAGAACCAGGCCAGUGUUUCAUGAGAGAAAUACUAUUAUUAUUUGCAAAUAAUAUAAGGGGCGAUUAUAAUUUUAAAUUUAUAAAGAAAUAUAUACUGCAUUGGGUACAAAUAAAAAAGAUAUGGGUUAUGAAAUAUGACAAUUUCUGUUUUCUAGAAAACUCAUAAAUUUUACAAAGGGAACACAUCAAGUCUGUUGUAUAAGCCUAAUAAGUAUUUGCAAAUUAUUUCUUUACUAUAAGCAACCAUAGUAGCUGCAACAGCUUGCAGUGUUAUAAUCAUUCAUAUUGCUGCAAAAAAAACAUUUGCUUUAUCAUAAAAAGUUUGCCCCCACCUGAUUGAUUCUACUAAAUUAAAAAGACUAGAGCUAUCAGAUAUUUUUAAUUAUUCAACACAUGCACUUUGUUUUCUUCUGAUUAAAAGGCAUAUGACUAUUUGCCUAACAUUAGAAAAGUAAUUAAACAAACUUCAAAAACCAAGUUUUUCAUAUCAGUGACCUCAUAUUUCCUUUAUCUUCCCCUUGAAAAACAGGAAAAAACUGAUUUGUAGGGUUGAUGCUGAAAAUUUGAUAAAUGUGUUGUUAUCUGCAACGAGUUUAUGUGCUAAGUUUCAGCUAGAUAGGUAGAUGGGAAGUGGGUCAAUUAGCCGUCUAAAGAUUUUGCCACACAGCCAAAAACACAUGAUAAAAAGCAAAGCUAAUAAGAAGGAUUUAAAAAGAAAGAAAAAGGCUCUCGGCCACUGCAGUUUUCUUCUACUAACCGCAUUGUUGUCUAUGUUAUAUUUAUUUCAAAGCUGAUACCUUUUAUCAACCAAUUUUAUCACAAUCUGAUUAACUAGGCACAAUAGUUGCACUCAGAUUAACUAACCUACAUUAAAAACAACCAUUUAUAUUGUUUAAUGAGAUCUUGAAUCUGCAAGAACCAUUAAUUCAUUUACAGCUAUGUUGUUCCAUACCCCUAUUGUGUUACAUUUAGGAAAUGGGUAUGCUGACCUGUUUACUCUUAAGAUUCUGGUGUCCAAUUUACGAUUUUGAGGUGUAUACAUUGUAUAUACCAUGUGUUUUUUUACUAUUAAGAUAAUGUAUUGAACGAUUUUGUGAUGAUAUUGUACAAUUUUAAAGACUGUGAAAGGGGUGGGAAUGUCCUGUCCUCUCCUUUGCUUGAUAAUUUAAUAUGGUUUGAGACCAUAUUUUAUUGCACAUCCUUUUCAUCUGGUCCAGAAAUUGAGCUGUACAUGCUUAUCAGCAGUAUCAGCAGUUUACUCAGUUUUUCUUUUAGAAACUUACACUGUAUAAGUGAAUAAACUCCUUUAAUAUCCAGUAACAGUUCACACAUUUGGGGGUUUUAGUUGACAAGUCCAAUGAGUGUUACAAAUUUUGUUCAUUAACUGGAAAGUCCAGUUUUAAAAUCAAGUGGCUUAGUUGCCAUAACAUUUCGGCUGCAGUGGUUGUGUAUAUUUACAAAACAUCCCCAGACUUGAUGUCAAUUAAAGUUGAAAAGUGAUAAAGGUGAAGGUACUCUUUAUCUUGUCAUGUUUAGGACAGACUUCAGUAGGUAACUCAGGUCUUAAGACAGGAAUUGCACUGCCAUGAUGAUUGGGUUGCCCAAUGUCCUAAUAAAAUAUAAGCAUUGCUUAAGCAUAAGUAGAUCUUAAAUUUUUUUUUAAAGUGAACAAAACUAAAUGUAUUAUUUAAUUAAAAAUAAGAAAAUUUCAAAAUUAAACCAGAAUUAAUCAUGGACCGAAAAGUCCUAAGCCUUUUCUUGGUGUAUCCAAUGUAACGAAAGGAAAUUUCAAACAACUACGCCUAUGAAAAAAAUAUAAUAAUAAAAUGGAGUAAGACAUUUAUAUAAUGAAGCUUAAAUACUUAUUUUACGUGUUUAUGAAGUCCACUGUUACAGUUUAUCAAUGUAAUUAUAUAUAUAUUUUUCCCCACUAUUUCCACAAUAUUUAUGUUUUGACCCAUCGUAACAGAAAAAAAUCGUAAUUUCAAUAGCUAUCACUCUGGCAAAAAUGCACACAAUCAUCAGCAGUUUUGUCUUUUUCUUAUUUUUAUCUGGCUAGUAUCACUUCUUGACUUGAAAUAUGAUAAAUGUGGAGUCUUUUUAUGCUACAGACCUCUAGUCUAGUUUGACAGAAUUGGCAAUAUGGUGGACGAAAAUCACGUCAUUAACAAAACCAAAAUAAGAUUUUAAUAAAAAAUCUAAAUUAAAAAAUCUAAAUUUAUGUUUAAAAUAAAUAUUUUUAACUAUUUUUUACAUGAAAUUAUAGUUGCAUGUUAAAAAUUACUUUGGUUUAUUAAAAGUUGAGAGAAAAAAAUAAAGAUAUAAUCACUCCUGACCGAAAAGUCAAUGUAAUGUACCGGUUCUUUGAGUUAAAACGCUGCAUCAUAUGUAGAUCAUUAUCUUUAACACUGUUAUUAUUAAGAUGGGAUUUAAAAUUGGUCAGCUUAUAUUAGGUCUAAACUUGCUUUGCAUAUGCUGAUGCUUAACAAGAAUGAAUUGUCCCAUUUACUUCCGGUAUCUUUGUUGUGUGUUAUGGGGUAAACAAUGGCAGACGUAUGAAUUUCAAAUUGUUAACAUGAAAAUUUGUUAAACAUGGCUUUCAAAUUUUAAUUGAGCUAAGUGAAGAUGUUUAUUAAUAUUUAAAGCUUCUGUUAAAGCUUUUGAUCUUGCUAUAUUCUAGGAACUUGUACAACACCAAUUUUAUUAUUCACUGUGUCUUGAGAAAAUUAUAAUAAAAUCUCAUAAGUACCCCACUUAUUCCCCUGAAUUUUUGUAUCAUCUUUGGUAGAUUAAUGUCAUAAUAAAUUCUACCUAUUUAAGUUUUAAUAUUGCUUCGACCUACCUCCCUCACUAGUCUAAGCAUUACGAUCACUUUUUACGACUUACCUCAGUCAUGUUUUCUUUUCAUCAAGUUUUUAUUAAAGAUAAUUAUUUUGUGAUGAGAAUGUAAAACGUUUAUUUUAUUUCCCCAGAUGUUGUUUUGAGUUGCGCGUGUCAUCCUACAGAAAAUAUCAUUGCAUCUGCAGCUUUGGAAAAUGACAAAACGAUCAAAUUGUGGAAGAGUGACACAUAGCACCAAAAACGUUCCUCCUUUGACACAUUUUAAAUUUUAAGGUUUAAAAGCAUUUAUGUCAGUGGCUAUCCUCCAUGUGUUGAGCAAGACUCCCUGUUGAAUAUGUGGAGUAACAAAAACAGUUUUGUUUUCUCGUUGAUAUUCUGUGUGGAAUUUGGGACUCGUUUGGAUUUGGUUCAUGUAAAUUUUUAAAUAUACAUAAUGUUCCAUCUAGCUUCAGUAAUAUUAUCAUUGACAAAAAAUAUAUUUCUAAAAAUGUUUUUUAACCGAGAUUCUUUGACCGGAAGAAAAUACUACUUCGCUAAUUUCAAUGGAACUUAAAAAGAAGGCUUAUUGCAAUAAUUAAGACCUAACUUACAUUACACUAAUUAGUCUAAUGAAAAUGAAAGUCAUUGAGGCUCAACAAAUUUAUUGAAAUCCACCAAGCAUACUUUUAUCGAGCAGCAUUUGUGAAAUAUGGGUAACUUGAAGAAUAACUUACAGAGAAUUUUUGCAUUGGACUAUUUUCAAGACUACAAUUCCACACUCGUAUCAGUUAUUAAAUGAAAGAAGGACGUUAAUAAGCUAGUACUAAAAUUUUAAUUUAAAAAAAUGUGUUUUACUAUAAAAAUGGUAUCGAGUUGACUGGAAACAGAUUACUGGUAAGAACAGAACGUUGGACUCCUUUCAUAAUAGACAGAUGCAUUUUCUCUCCAGUUUAAAUUUAUUCUCAACGAAUAGUUUUAAGAUAUGUUCAUUUGUGGGUUCACAAGAAAAGGAAGGAUGUGCAUUUGUCUUCUAUUUUUGAUACAGUGCCAAUGCUGCUACCUAUUUUCACUCUUGUCUGUUGUGCUCUAUGUUUUGAGAUGAGCUAGGGUGAUGAUCAUGUCACCAGAAGUCUUGAUGACAUGAAUAUUUGUACAAAGUAAUGGUUUGUCCACAUGUGGUUUGUUAUGUUCAUUAACCAACACAAAUCUCAUGAAGACUGGACUAAAACAUUGUCAAAGUUUUACUUGUCUUGGUUGCUUUGCUUUUUUUUUUCCCCUCUUGAAAGUGUGUGUGUGUGGGAGGGGAUACUCUGGCAGCUUCUUGCUUGAUAAAGCUGCUACCAGCAUCUGGAGCUAGAGGGACAGUGGCAUUUUUACUUUGCUAUGUCAAAGUCUCUCAUUGUGUGCUGACUGCCUUGGUACGGUACUGAAUGGUGGGUCAGGUGCUGGCCAUGCAAUGUCAACUCUACUACUACUAAUACUAACUUAUAGAUUUUGUUUUACUUACUUUCUAAAAUGGUUUCAGUCACAAAGCCUAUACAACUUUUUCAUAACUAAAGUAUCUAUCAAUUUGUCCAUGGUACAAUUAAUUCGUCCACUGUGUUGAUUUUUUUAAUGACAUGAAAUAGUGACUGUGCUUGUUAGAAGUGGGCUUUAACUUUAAAAAAAAAAGAAUAUUGACAUGUCCGGCUUGGUGAACCAAGGAGCUACUACAAUGACAAAAUGCUUGAUCAGCUUGGUGAACCAAGGAGCUACUACAAUGACAAAAUGCUUGAUCGUGUAUACAAAUAGGUGGACCGCUGGCUGCACACUUGACAUUUAAUCUUAAUUGUUGUGUAGUAUAACUUUUGAGUAAGUUUUAAAAUGUUGAACUAACUCUUUUUACUGUAUUUGAAAAAUGAAAGCAACUUUGUGUCAUUCAUCUUGAAUUAGACUUUGUACAUUCUCCUUCACCUCGAUAUUAUUAGUUGGGAUAAAUUGCGUCCAUGAUGAUUUAACUUAUGUUACAAAGUUAAAUCAAACCAAUUUCAAGUUUAGGUUGUUUUCAUCUUGUAAGAAUAUUUUUGGACGUCAGGGGUGAAUAAUUCUGGCUAUGUUUCUAUUUAUUCUUUGCUAUAAUAAUAAAACUAUGUUGGUGUGUGAACCUGUUACCAAUGGAAUAGUACCAACAGAUGUCUGUUAUAGGGUUGUCUCCAAUUUACUUUUGUCCAUAAUUGUGUGGUACUAUGUGAUUUAAAAUAAAAUAAUAAAUCAUGAUUUGUGUUAGAAACUCA
Lymnaea stagnalis (great pond snail) is the source of this 14017-nucleotide messenger RNA. The record is from the annotation of a GenBank genome assembly. Lineage: Eukaryota; Metazoa; Mollusca; Gastropoda; Lymnaeidae.